AUGUUUGGUCAAACCCUUCUCGCUGCCGCGACUCUCGCGGGCUCCGCCGCUGCCGGCACGGUGCUCUGGGAUGGACGGUUCAAUGAGUUCAAUUCGUCGGAAGACCUCAACAACUGGUCAUGGGCGAACCAGGUCGGCCCCUACCAAUACUACAUCCACGGCAGCGGCGACGUGACCGACUACGUCAACCUGUCCCCCGACUACAAGAACCCAGCCGACACCGUCUCUGAGCAAGGCGUGCGCAUCACCAUCGACUCGACCGCCAAGUGGAACAGCGACAUGUGGCGCACGGAGCUGAUCCCGCAGACGACGGCCGCCAUCAACAGCGGCAAGGUGUUCUACCACUUCAGCAUCAAGCGCACCGACACCAACGCACCCUCGACGACGCACGAGCACCAGGUCAACUUCUUCGAGUCGCACUUCACCGAGCUCAAGUACGGCUGGAUCAGCGGCGCCGCCGGCGACAGCAACCCCAACCUGCAGUGGAUGGUCGGCGGCACCGGCAAGUGGGAGGUCGAGUUCGCGCCCGACGUCUGGCACAACGUCGCGUACGAGAUCGACUUUAGUGCGUCGACGGUUGGUUUUUGGCACAGCACGGGCGAGGAGGACCUCGUGCAGACGGUCGCGCCCGUCGCGGCGAGCACGAGCAGCAACGGCGCUGAUUGGCACCUCGGCGUGCUGCGUCUGCCGCGUAGCGGGUACGACACCGAUGCUGCGGAGGAUUGGUACUUCAGCGGCGUGUACGUCGAGAGCGGCGACAUUACGAAGAGCGUGGCUGGUCCUGCUUAG
Molecule: messenger RNA, 789 nt
Organism: Lasiodiplodia theobromae
Lineage: Eukaryota; Fungi; Ascomycota; Dothideomycetes; Botryosphaeriales; Botryosphaeriaceae
Product: Carbohydrate-binding module family 1 protein
Exons: 3
Coding region: 1-789 (262 amino acids)
Source: RefSeq, a predicted model, not a curated record